AUGGCGACCAACAUUAUUCGUACCGUUUCCCCUUCCACAAAUCAGGUUGUCUGCGAAACUCCAGAGACUCGAUGGGAUGAAGCGAGUUCCAUCCUCAGAGCGUCCCAGGAGGCUUUUGUAUCUUUCAGUUCUCUUUCCCACCAAGCCCGGAAAGAUGUUGUUGUCCGAGCUUUGCAGCUCUUCCAAGAGCGCAAGAUAGUUCUAGGCAAAGAGCUAACCUUGCAAAUGGGGAGGCCGAUUGCGUACAGCCACAAAGAGAUUGAAACUAUGCAGAAACGUGCCGAUUAUCUACUGGAGACUGCCGAGGAGGCGCUCAAGAGCAUCCCAGGAAAACCAGAGAACGGAUUUCAGAGAUGGGUCAAAAAGGUUCCUGUUGGACCGAUUCUUAUCGUGUUUGCCUGGAACUUCCCGUAUCUGAUCUUGGUCAACGCCCUCAUCCCUGCUUUGCUUGCGGGGAACACUGUCAUUCUCAAGCCGUCUCCUCAGACCCCGCUCGUUGCACAGCGAGUGUGCGAGAUCUUUGUCGAGGCUGGACUCCCACCCAAUGUUCUCCUGAUCAUCCAGUCGGGCGAUUCGGAAAUGGUAAAAAGGCUAGUUCAGGCCCCAGAGAUUCAAGGUGUCAGCUUUACUGGAUCCACCGCUGGUGGACUCGCCAUUCGCGAAGCCGCUGCUGGGAGAACUAUUCCGCUAAACCUUGAACUUGGUGGAAACGACCCGGCAUAUGUUCGAGCGGAUGCCGAUCUCCAAUAUGUGGCCGCACAGCUCGUCGAUGGUGCUGUCUUUAACUCCGGCCAAAGCUGUUGUUCGGUGGAGAGGAUAUAUGUUCAUUCCCAGGUGCAUGACAAGUUUGUUGAGGAGCUUCAGAAGGACCUAGAACAGUACAAACUGGGAGAUCCCCUUGAUUCCACUACCAAUGUUGGUCCGGUCAUCUCCAAGGCUGCUCUGGAGGCCAUUAAUGCUCAGAUACAAGACGCUCUUGCAAGAGGCGCCAUCGACGCAACACCGGAGAACGUGACCUUCAAAAACCCUCCAGUCGAAGGCAAUUAUAUUGCUCCACGCAUCCUCAUCAACACGACACACGACAUGGCCGUCAUGCGAGAGGAAACUUUCGGCCCAGUCAUUCCCGUCUACAAGGUCUCUAGUGAUGACGAAGCCAUUAAGUUGAUGAACGAUACACAAUACGGCCUGACGGCUAGUGUCUGGACGAAGGACAUCCAAAGAGCACACGAACUCAUCGACCGGCUUGAGUCUGGCACCGUGUUUGUCAAUCGCUGCGAUUAUCCAAACCCAGACUUGGCAUGGACAGGAUGGAAGAUGUCUGGGCUGGGCUGCACUCUUGGACCGCAAGCCUUCAAUUUUUUUGUUAAGCUCAAGAGCUAUCACAUCAAGGAGACUCAGACCUCAUAG
Scedosporium apiospermum is the source of this 1407-nucleotide messenger RNA. RefSeq names its product Aldehyde dehydrogenase family. The record is from RefSeq and is a predicted model, not a curated record. NCBI's taxonomy places the organism in Eukaryota, Fungi, Ascomycota, Sordariomycetes, Microascales, Microascaceae. The transcript has 4 exons. Gene Ontology annotation, molecular function: aldehyde dehydrogenase (NAD+) activity. Bases 1 to 1407 code for a protein of 468 amino acids.